Molecule: messenger RNA, 4143 nt
Organism: Lampris incognitus (smalleye Pacific opah)
Lineage: Eukaryota; Metazoa; Chordata; Actinopteri; Lampriformes; Lampridae
Gene: ahrra
Product: aryl-hydrocarbon receptor repressor a
Exons: 10
Coding region: 175-2265 (696 amino acids)
Biological process (GO): regulation of transcription by RNA polymerase II
Cellular component (GO): aryl hydrocarbon receptor complex; nucleus
Molecular function (GO): transcription cis-regulatory region binding; nuclear receptor activity; protein dimerization activity
Source: RefSeq, a predicted model, not a curated record
UCUCCGCCGAGGCAGGGUUGCGUGCGAAGGAGAUCGGCGCGUCACGUCACUCAGAGGAAUCCGCCACCUGAAACGGGAGGAAGUGGAGGGCGACUCAAUUUGGGCACUAUACUGGAAUUAACUGAUAACCCCGGAGCGUCUUGCGCACCUGUUACCUGCGCGGAGCGCGUGAGCAUGAUUCCUCCAGGAGACUGCAUGUACGCGGGCAGGAAGAGGAGGAAGCCCAUCCAGAAACAGAAGCCGUCCUCGACGAAUGAGAAGACCAACCCGUCCAAGAGGCACCGUGACCGGUUGAACGCCGAGCUGGACCGACUGGCCAGCUUGCUCCCCUUUCCCCCGGACGUCAUCUCCAAGCUGGACAAGCUGUCGGUGCUGCGCCUCGCCGUCUCCUACCUCCGCGUGAAGAGCUUCUUCCAAGCAAGUCAAGACAAGCCGCCCAGGAAGCAAAUCGUCAACCCAGCAUCCUCGAACCCUGAGUCCAGGAAAGAAAGCCUUCCACUGGGCACCGCCAUCUCUGAGAGCGGCCUCCUCCUGGAAUCCCUCACAGGCUUUGCUUUGGUGGUGAGCAGUGAUGGGAUGGUCUUUUAUGCCUCCUCCACUAUCGUGGACUAUCUGGGAUUUCAUCAGACUGACGUGAUGCACCAGAACGUGUUUGACUACAUCCACAUAGAUGACCGUCAGGAGUUCAGACGCCAGCUCCACUGGGCCAUGUGUCCUCCACAGCAGCAGGGGGCCACAGCACAACAGGAGCAACAGCUCACAUCAGGAACUGGUGAGGACUUCGUGGUCAGCAGUCUGUUCCAUUCUCCCGAGGCGGGGGGCAUACCUCCAGAGCUCACCGCCUUCCUCAACAGGUGUUUCAUAGCCAGAGUCCGCUGCCUUUUGGACAGCACCUCUGGUUUCCUGACCAUGCAGUUUCAGGGCAGGCUCAAGUUCCUACACGGACAGAAAAAGAAGUCGGCAACAGGGGCCCUGCUGCCCCCUCAACUGGCCCUGUUCUGCGUGGCUGUGCCCCUCCUGCUGCCUUCCAUCACCGAGAUGAAGAUGAAGACAAUGCUGAUGAGGGGGAAGAGCAAAGGAGGGGGAGGAGGGAUCGUUGGUGCACUGGAGCAUGGGGAGCGGGGGGAGCACUUGCGAAGACAUUCACUCAGUGGAGGACUGGGUGAUAUUGGAGACCCUCUCCUACUGCCGUGCCCGACCCCCGGAAGCGUUCAGCGAGGUCACCACACCCCCUGGACCCCCCUCUCAAAAGACAAUGUUAAGUACUGCUCUGACAGUUUCUACGGCCAGGAGGAGCCCCUCAACUAUUGUAAGACUUCCAUGGCUCCCCACAAAGGCCUCAGCCCGGGCCUGGGCAGUGGGUGGCCUCUGCGACCCAGCUCAGGGCCCCUCCGAGUGGGACAGGGUGUUGGCUACCUACCCUCCGGCCGGUUCAAUAAAGCUGGGCAAUACAUGAAGCCGUACCGCCUGUCUCCGAGCUGUCACAAUGGCAGAGGUGGCGAAGUGUUCGUCUCCAAGCUGUACGGCAACCUCCAGAGCCCCACAGACCCAGACGCCUACUGCGUGGAUCUGGUGAAGAGUGAGAAUGGCUACGGUGAGUGUUAUGAUGCCCACCUGAUGUCCGAGAUGCCGCCCAUCAAGGUGGAGCACGACUCAGACUCAGAGAAUGGCUGUGAUGCGUAUGGGCGUCCGUGGGCCAUCAACCGCCGCUAUGGAAAUGGGGUGUAUGACCCGAACUCCGGUGUCCAGCUAAAAUCAGAGGCAGAUUAUUACGAUCAGCAAUACUCCCCAUGUCAGCGAGGGAAAACGGGCAUCAGUCCGCCGUACAACAACGGCCACUAUCAGAACUAUGCAGGCGGAAACACAGGUGGACGCAUGUUAAAGUGCGACAAAGACCAGGGCAGCAACAACAACAACAACAACAACAACAAUGACGGCAGCCAGUUCAGUCCACAGAGACUCUCUCACUCAGACCCACUGUGCAGCAGCCAAUCUGUCAACCUCAUGGACUCACACAUCUAUCCCGGUGCAACACUGGACCCCCACAAGGUCUACGUUCACCAAGACUACGGCAAGCAUGGUGGCUUUGAGUUCAAAGGUCACGGGCUGAUCCAUUCGAUCAAGCGGGAGCCGAUGGACUCACCCCCGUGGUCGGAGGGUGGUCACGACAUGACCCAGUCCAUGACGGUCGGUCCAAGGAACAUUAUGCCCUGUGUGAUGAGCACAGGGCACCACAAAUCCAAUCCCUAUGUUUAUAUGCAAUGAAAGACUGACUUGCACAUUGCUAUCACACAUAUAGAAGAGACAAGAUUCUGCCCUUUCCCCGCAGACGUUUUGAGUGUGUACAUUAUGGUACAUCCUACUAUCAUUUCCAUACCAAUGCACCAGCAUUACACAAAGACCCAGGAUAUCAACAUUUAAAUUACCUCUUGGAUUCGAGGAGGUCACAAACAAGGCUCAGGUUCUAAAGACUAGUGUUGUGACAAUCAAAAACAGUUUGAAUCCUUUUUAUUUUUUUUUUGGAUAAUUUUUUUUUUUUUUUUUCAAGGAAUACAAUUUGUAGUUAUCGUUUCCAAGCACUUUUGGAUAUAGUGACAAUGAUGCAAGUGUUGUCCAGACACAGUUUUUUUUUUUUGGUUUUUUUGUUUUGUGUAUCGUGUUGUGUACACCUGACUUUUGUGAGAGGUUUGGACAACGUUUUUGCUGUAAAAAGUGUUUUAUGAUUUUGUUUGUUUGUUUUCUUAUUCACUUCAUACGCAGGAUGCUCCUUAAACAUGCUUAGCUUAUUCUGGAGAGAUGGGUGAUUUUUGAAAAACACAAUUGGGAGUCAAUAUGCCACAACCCAAGGAUUGGUAAACCUUGAUGAUUUAGUCAUUUAAUAAAAAGCAUUCACUAAGAAAAGUAAAUUAGAGCAGCAAGGUGGUGGAAUAACUAUGGAAACCCCAGUACAACCAGAGGACUUCAGUUCAAUCCCUAUCCUGCUGAAGUAUCCUUGAGCAAAACACUAAAACCCCUUAUCAGCUCCAGCAGUGUCCCUGUAGCUACUCCAACCUCCGUGUAGAGGGAAAACUUAAUUUACCUACGGCAAUCCAAAAAUCAUCUUAUUACAGCUGUCAUCACAUAAAGCAUUGCAGCAUAUUUGAGAGGGGAAGUCCCUGAGGCACAGUCAAAACGCCUAAAUUACACUGACAUUUGACAUUUUAAAUCUGUAAAACGACUGUAAAAUGAAGCAUCAGUCAGUAAUUGACCUUUGAAUUGUAGGACCUGAAGUCAUAUGUCUGCGUACCACGCUACACAGGGUAGAUUAUCUAUCAAUGGAGGGAAGGUGUGUUAGAUGAGAGCUUGCAUGAGAGCUAAAGAAGGCAGCCCUGUUUUUGGUUUCAUUUUGAUUUUUUUUUUAUGUGCACGAUAAUCUUAUAAUUUGAAGUCAACACCAUGAAUAACAUCCUGUUGGAAUCAAAAAAUAUAUAUUUGAUAUAUGCCCUUUUAUGUCACGGAGAAUGUUGGAUAGCUGUGGAAAAUUAUAUUUACAGUACAGCAACAACAUUUCAACUUGAUAGCCUCUCACUGCCAAAAAAUUUCACAUUUCCAUUGUAAUUAAUAUUGUAUUUGGUCUUUUCAGUCACAAACUAUUGGUCCAUGUUGUAGCAAUCAGUGUAUUUGCACAAGUGAAUUGAAAGCACCAAAUUACGAGUAAAUAUCAAGGUCUCAGUUCUGUGACGAUGCCGCUGUGGUUUCUGAAUUGCACUAUUGGGAGUAUUUCAGUUCAAGUUCAGCCUACCUUGACAGGUUGUCGACUCGACACGCACAACUGUAAAUGAUUUCACCUUUUUGAGCAUCUCUUUUUUUGUGUGUGUUUUUUUCCAUAAAAGUCUGAUGAUUAAUAUUUAUUGUAUGAGACAGAAGUGUAUAUUUAAAAACUAAAGUUUUGAAGGCUUUGCUGUCUCACUAAGGACAUUAAAGGCUUUUUUCCCCCCUUGCUAUCUUUUGUGAUAAAUGUUAAUAACGAGACUUUCGAAAGGCUUAUCUUAUGGAGGAGAUAGCCGCAAGGUAGCGAAUACAAUGUACAUAUUGCAGUGUCUACCAAUGUUUCUAAGUGUUUUUGCAAAUGGGGCUUAUCUAUUAAAUGACUGCUCUUUGUAU